AUGGUCACCGCUGGAUUAGCCGCCUUCUACGUCUCCAACCGUCUCGACUUCGUCGCCCGGAUUUUGUUCCUCGAGCCAAACUCGGGAGCGGAACCGUCCGAGUUCCCAGUUGGCCAGUUUCCUAUCGCCCGGGCCGCCGCCGCGGCCGCCGCCGCCAUUCCCAUCUACAGCACCCGGUUACUCGACUCGCCCGUGGCUGCCUUCUGUGCGAGCUCACUGAUGGAGUUACGGUCCGGCCGUCGACUCAUCCCACCAUCGCGGCACGGAGCACGCCGUCGCUCUUUAGCGGACGGCGACGGCGUGGAUCGGAUCAGUUCCCUUCCCGAUGACUUGCUCCUCCAGAUCCUCGGCCGCCUCCGUUGCGCCCGCGACGCCGCCCGCACUAGCUUCCUCUCCCGGCGUUGGCGCGGCCUGUGGAGGUGCCUACCGGAGCUCCACUUCCGCGAGAUCGGGGCAGGCGCUCUCGGCGCCGCGCUCGGCCAGGCCGGGCGCCCCGCUCUGUCCUUCCUCGAAAUAGACAUACCCGAAAAACACAGGAUCACGGACCCUGCGCGCGUCUCCGCACUGCUCCGUGCCGCCGCGCGGCUCGCGCCGGCGAAUCUCGUCCUCACCGACAAAGAUCGAUCCGUCCCCUGCUUCGACCGCGCAAUCUCGAUGAAGCUGACCGUGCACAACCUCCAGCUGACACCGCCGGCGCAGGGCGCCGUGUUCCCGGUGCUGGAGCGGCUGACCAUGUCGCGCUGCCACUUGAACACGGAUGCGCUGGUCAGGCGGUGCCCUCGCCUGCGCGUCCUAGAGUUGCUCCAGUGCGCCAUCGGCACGAUCAAGGUUCACUCGCCAACGAUCGAGGAGCUUGUGGUGAAGCAGAGCUUUUAUACGCAGUGCAUUCACAUAAUGGCUCCCGUGCUUAAGCGGCUGACAAUGGAUAUCCAAGUGUGGUUCUUCUUCACCUUGUCGUGCUUCUCGGCGCCGAUGGUGGAAGAUGUCUUGUGGGAGUGCCGUAGUUCCUACCAAAAUAUUGGGGUUGGCGAGUGGUGGCGUCUGCAAAGACUCAAACUAUUGACAGAGAAUAGUGCCCGCACCCUACGGCUGUUCAUAGACGCUAAGAUGCUUCGGCAUACGAAGCAUAUGCCGCCCGCGGAGCGAAACUUUAAUCAACAUAUAGGACCGCUCCCCGCCUUUUCUGUUCUGGAGCUAUAUUUACUCAACGGAGAACAUGUUUUUGGAGCAGCAGUGUUGAACCUACUUGAAAUUCGUUCCACUAUAAGAAGGCUUAAGGUGGUCAUUCGACAUCAUGCGGACGAAGAAUCAUGUCCACCAGAAUGUGCUUGUGAUCUACCACGAAACUGGAGAAGUCAGAGCGUCUCCUUGGUGGCUCUUGAACAAGUGGAAAUAAAUGGUUUCAAUGGAAAUGACCACGAAAUUGAUUUCUUGAAACUUCUGUUCCGAUGCGCAACUCAGAUGAAGACAAUGACGGUGCAACUUUCCACCAAUAUUUUGGGAAGUAACAGAGAAUGGGCGGAAAUAUACAACAUCUUUAAGGAAAAUCCUUCUGUCGAAUGUUUUGUUACUGUAGCAGCAAGCAGCAAGCAGCUUCUGUUCUAGAUGAUGACUCUAUGCUUCUUGGCGCGACAAGAGUCUAUAUGUAAAAAAGAUAGUCUCUAUUUAGUCAAAACCUCUGUCCCGAAUGCCUCCAUUUGUACA
Molecule: messenger RNA, 1704 nt
Organism: Lolium perenne
Lineage: Eukaryota; Viridiplantae; Streptophyta; Magnoliopsida; Poales; Poaceae
Product: putative F-box/LRR-repeat protein At3g58880
Molecular function (GO): protein binding
Source: RefSeq, a predicted model, not a curated record